Messenger RNA from Stegostoma tigrinum, 7580 nucleotides. Its product is annotated as proteoglycan 4-like. The transcript is spliced from 7 exons. Bases 4959 to 6176 code for a protein of 405 amino acids. The record is from RefSeq and is a predicted model, not a curated record. NCBI's taxonomy places the organism in Eukaryota, Metazoa, Chordata, Chondrichthyes, Orectolobiformes, Stegostomatidae.
CCACCUCCUUGACCUGUCCGUCUUCCCUGGACUGACCUUUUCUCUCCUCUCCACCUUCGGUCCGCCUCCCCCUCUCUCCCUAUUUAUUCCAGUUCCCUCUCCCCGUCCCCCUCUCUGAUGAAGGGUCUAGGCCCGAAACGUCAGCUUUUGUGCUCCUGAGAUACUGCUUGGCCUGCUGUGCUCAUCCAGCCUCACAUUUUAUUAUUUUAGGAGAGAGAGCUGUUUUGGUUUGUGAUACAAGAGACGAGGCUGUCUAUGCCUUUCACCCAUCGGUAGCUCUCCUCCUGUCCCUGCCUCUAUGCACACACUCUGCCAGGCAUAGUCUUCCUCCCUCUGUGUGUGUGUGUGUGUGUGUGUGUGUCUCUCUCUCUCGCUUCAGCUCCUAAAACCUAAGAUGCAUCGGAUAUAAAAACACGCACAUAAACACACACACGCGCACACACACAUCAACAAGCCAUGGAGAAAGAUCAGGAAUUACUGCAAGCUGUCAAAACCGAAGAUGUAGCUGCAAUGCAGAAGCUGUUGCAAAGGCCGAAACAAGGCAAAGCGAAACCAUACGAUUAGACUGUUUUGAUGAGAAAUUUAAAGAUUACGUGUCCCAUCCGUUUGACUCACAGUUUGGUGCCAUAGGUUGGUACGAUCUUCGUUGGAGAAGGAAAAGGGAUGUUCCAGAUACAGAAAACCGUCAAACCAUUUACAACAAAGUCCAUUUCUGAACCAUACGAUGAGACUGUUUUGAUGAGGAAUUGAAAGAUUAUGUGUCCCAUCCAUUUGACUCACAGUUUGGUACCAUAGGUUGGUACGAUCUUCGUUGGAUAAGGAAAAGGGAUGUUCCAGAUACAGAAAAUCGUCAAACCAUUUACGACAAAGUCCAUUUCUGUAGCACGCUGAGUAUUGUUAUCCCGAUAGUUCUUUCGUAUCAGUCCGUGUGUAUUCCUGGGCGAAUGUGCUCGUGUGGUCUCAGGAGUUGCGGAGAUCACGGCUCUGGGACAGCCGUUUCAUCGCUCUAUGCUGCAGGAAAAAAGCAAUGAAAGUGCCGUUAAUGUUUUGCACGGCGAGCUGCUGCACACUAACCGGUCUCACACCAUUACCAACACCUUGCCCUUGUGAAGGCAGAUAUGGAUAAGGUUCUCAAAGCUGAUAGAAGAUUGAAACCACUCUAAUCCUGUGACGAUGAACCUACCCCGGAAGAGAGAGCCCAGAGAAUUGCCAAAGCUGUCCGCAAACAGUCAACAGAAGUGAAGGAAAAUUGGGAGCAAUUGAAAACCCGUGCGAGCAACUGGCAGAAACAGGUGGAAAAGGCGUUGGAGAAACUUCAAGAACUGCAGAAAGCGCUGGAUGAUCUUGAGGCUCAUGUGCUAACAGCUGAGGGGGUCCACACUGAUUGGCAACCUGUGGGUGACCUGCUUAUUGACUCAUUGCAGGAUCACAUUGAUAAAACCACAGGGAAGGACUAUCUGCAAAAUCUGAGAUUGGGUUUUGAAAGACAGCAGCCUUUGUUUUGGAGAGAUAAUGGGAACUGCAGAUGCUGGAGAACGCGAGAUAACACCGUGUGGAACUGGAUGAAGACAGCAGGCCAAGCAGCAUCUCAGGAGCACAAAAGCUGACGUUUCGGGCCGAGAACCUUCUUCAGAAAAUGGGGAGGGGGUGCGGGUUCUGGAAUAAAUAGGGAGAGAGGGGGAGGCGGAUGGAAGAUGGAUGGAGGAGAAGAUAGGUGGAGAGGAGAGUAUGGGUAGGGAGGCAGGGAGGGGAUAGGUCAGUCUGGGGAGGCGGGACAGGUCAAGGGAGCGGGAUGAGGGGAAAUAGGGGUGCGGCAUGAGGUGGGAGGGGGGAUGGGUGAGAGGAAGAAUAGGUUAGGGAGGCAGGGACGAGCUGGGCUGGUUUUGGGAUGCAGUGGGAGGACAGGAGAUGUGGAAGCUUGUGAAAUCCACACUGAUAGCAUUGGGCUGCAGGGUUCCCAAGCAGAAUAUGAGUUGCUGUUCCUGCAACCUUCGGGUGGCAUCAUUAUGGCACUGCAGGAGGUCCAGGUUGGACAUGUCCUCUCAGGAAUGGGAGGGGGAGUUGAAAUGGUUCGUGACUGGGAGGUGCAGUUGUUUAUUGCAAACUGAGCGUAGGUGUUCUGAAAAGUGGUCCCCAAGCCUCUGCAUCGUUUCCCCAAUGUGGAGGAAGCCACAACGGGGACAGCGGAUGUUUUGGAUAUUUCUUAAGCAUUGAUUUUCAUUCAGAGUUGGUUGGAUUUUGCUGAAGCAAUAGACAUAACUCACUAUGACAUAGACAAUGUCAGAGUUAAUGUUUCGCGUCCUGUGACCCUUCCUCAGAUCUCACUCUUCACUGAUGCUGCCAGACCUGCUGAGCUUUUCCAGCAACUUCUGCUUUUGUUGCUGAUUUACAGUGCCCACAGUUAGAACAUAGAACAUAGAACAGUACAGCACAGAAAAGGCCCAUCAGCCCACAAUGUUGUGCCGACCAUUGAUCCUCAUGUAUGCACCCUCAAAUUUCUGUGACCAUAUACAUGUCCAGCAGUCUCUUAAAUGACCCCAAUGACCUUGCUUCCACAACUGCUGCUGGCAACGCAUUCCAUGCUCUCACAACUCUCUGCGUAAAGAACCUGCCUCUGACAUCCCCUCUCUACUUUCCACCAACCAGCUUAAAACUAUGACCCCUCGUGCUAGCCAUUUCUGCCCUGGGAAAUAGUCUCUGGCUAUCAACUCUAUCUAUGCCUCUCAUUAUCUUGUAUAUCUCAAUUAGGUCCCCUCUCCUCCUCCUUUUCUCCAAUGAAAAGAGACCGAGCUCAGUCAACCUCUCUUCAUAAGAUAAGCCCUCCAGUCCAGGCAGCAUCCUGGUAAACCACCUCUGAACCCUCUCCAAAGCAUCCACAUCUUUCCUAUAAUAGGGCGCCCAGAACUGGACGCAGUAUUCCAAGUGCGGUCUAACCAAAGUUUUAUAUAGCUGCAACAAGAUCUCACGACUCUUCAACUCAAUCCCCGUGUUAAUGAAAGCCAAAACACCAUAUGCUUUCUUAACAACCCUGUCCACUUGGGGGGCCAUUUUAAGGGAUCUAUGUAUCUGCACACCAAGAUCCCUCUGUUCCCCCACGCUGCCAAGAAUCCUAUCCUUAAUCCUGUACUCAGCUUUCAAAUUCGACCUUCCAAAAUGCAUCACCUCGCAUUUAUCCAGGUUGAACUCCAUCUGCCACCUCUCAGCCCAUCUCUGCAUCCUGUCAAUGUCCUGCUGCAGCCUACAGCAGCCCUCUACACUGUCAACGACACCUCCGACCUUUGUGUCGUCUGCAAACUUGCUGACCCAUCCUUCAAUUCCCUCGUCCAAGUCAUUAAUAAAAAUUACAAACAGUAGAGGCCCAAGGACAGAGCCCUGUGGAACUCCACUCACCACUGACUUCCAGGCAGAAUCUUUUCCUUCUACUACCACUCGCUGUCUUCUGUUGGCCAGCCAAUUCUGUAUCCAAGCAGCUAAGUUCCCCUGUAUCCCAUUCCUCCUGACCUUCUGAAUGAGCCUACCAUGGGGAACCUUAUCAAAUGCCUUACUGAAGUCCAUAUACACCACAUCCACAGCUCGACCCUCAUCAACUUUUCUAGUCACAUCCUCAAAACCUCGAUAAGGUUUGUAAGGCAUGACCUACCCCUCACAAAGCCGUGUUGACUGUAUUUGAUCAAGCCAUGCUCUUCCAGAUGGUCAUAAAUCUUAUCCCUCAGAAUCCUUUCUAACAACUUGCAGACGACAGACGUGAGACUUACCGGUCUAUAAUUGCCAGGGAUUUCCCUAUUUCCUUUCUUGAAGAGACGAAUUACAUUUGCCUCUCUCCAGUCCUCAGGUACGACUCCAGUGGAGAGCGAGGAUGCAAAGAUCUUCGCAAGUGGCGAAGCAAUUGCAUUUCUCGCUUCCCAAAGCAGCCGAGGACAAAUCUGAUCCGGGCCUGGCGACUUGUCAAUCUUAAUGUUUGACAAAAUUUUCAGCACAUCAGCUUCGUCUAUCUCUAUCCAUUCCAGCAUGCACACCUGCUCUUCAAAGGUUUCAUUCACUACAAAGUUGGUUUCUUUCGUAAAGACAGAAGCAAAAAACUCAUUUAGGGCUUCCCCUACCUCCUCAGGCUCCACACACAAGUUCCCUAUGCCAUCCCUGAUCGGCCCUAUGACGCAGGCAAAACUCUAUCUCUGCAGGAAGCAUGAUGCUGUGUUCUCAAACUUCCCUGCCUUUUUGUCAUAUAAUAUUGUCUUUUUAGGACAGAAGUGGCUUUUUUUUGUUUGCUUUGACUUGUGCACAUACUUUCUAUGCAUGUUAAAAUUCUACACAUUUUCAGUUCACUGCAGUGCUGCAUAAUGAAGACUUGGAACAAUUUUUUUUUUUAUAAAGUAGAAAAUCAGUGUGGUUUGUUUUCCAAAAUGUGAUGUGUAAGUGCAACACUUAACAGUGUGUUCAUCAAACUAUUGUUUCCUUUGAUCUUUGUGUUGCAGAAAUUUCUAGAAUCAUUUCAUCUCUAUUUUUCUUGAUAUAUUUCGCAGCUUUCCUGGAGCAAGUCUGGUUUCCUUCGGAUGAGACGACUUUCAGACAUACUCCCUUUAUUAUGAGAUUUAAUUGCGGUAAAAUGAGGAGGAUUUUUAUUCACUGAGACACACAUGACUAUAUGUUUAAAGCAUUGGAAAAUGCGUUCUGUUCGGACUGUCAUGUUAUCUGGUGUUUGUACCAGGCUUUCCGAUUAAAUGCAAGUGAUUAAGGAUGCUAAUGAUGCCACAUUUUAUUACAAGAAGAAAUGAACAUACAAGUCAGGAUUUUAUGCCACAUUUAUACAUAGCAUAUACCAUGCAGCAUGGAUGCAGUGACUGAGUGAAAUGGGAUGCAGUGACUGAGUGAAAUGGGAUGCAGUGACUGAGUGAAAUAGGGAUGCAGUGUCGGAGGGAAAUAGGGAUGCAGUGACUGAGACAAAUGGGAUGCACUGACAGAUGGAAAUGGGAUACAGUGCCUCAGUGAAAUGCUCACAACGAAUUGCCCCCUCCAGUCCUGACCCGCUCUCAGCAACUUGCCCCCUCCGUCCUGCCCCGCUCACAGCGACUUUCCCCAUCCGUCCUGACCCGCUGACAGCGAAUUGUCCCCUCCGUUCUGACCCACUCGCAGCGACCUGCCCCUACAGUCGUGACCCGCUCACACCGACUAGCGCCUGCAGUCCUGACCCGCUCACACCGACUAGCGCCUGCAGUCCUGACCCGCUCACAGUGACUCGCCCCUGCAGUCCUGACCUGCUCACAGCGACUUCUCUCUGCAGACCUGACCCACUCACAGCGAAUUACCCCUGCAGUCCUGACCCGCUCAUUGCGACUUGCCCCUGCAGUCCUGACCCCCUCUCAGCGACUCGCCCCUUCAGUCCUGUCCCAAUCACAAGGACUUGCCCUCUCCAUCCUUACCCGCUCACAGCGACUUGCCCCCUCAGUCCUCAGCCCCUCACAGCGACUUGCCACCUCAGUCUUGACCCACUCACAGCGACCUCCCCCCUCUGUCCUGACCCCCUCACAGCAACCUGCCCCCUCCGUGCUGACCCCCUCACAGCAACCUGCCCCCUCCGUGCUGACCCGCUCACAGUGACUUGCCCCUGCAGUCCUGGCCCCGACACAGUGACCUGCCCCCUCACUCCUGACCCGCUCAACAUUGAGGAAACCAAGCAGAGGCUUGGGGACCGCUUUGCAGAACACCUCCACUCGGUUCGCAACAAACAACUGCACCUCCCAGUCGCGAACCAUUUUAACUCCCCCUCCCAUUCCUUGGACGACAUGUCCAUCAUGGGCCUCCUGCAGUGCCACAAUAAUGCCACCCGAAGGUUGCAAGAACAGCAACUCAUAAUCCGCUUUGGAACCCUGCAACCCAAUGGUAUCAAUGUGGACUUCACAAGCUUCAAAAACUCCCCCUCCCCAACUGCAUCCCAAAACCAGCCCAGUUCUUCCCCUCCCGCGACUGCAUCACAAAACCAGCCCAGCCGUUCCCUUCCCCCGACACCAGUCCAGCCGUUCCCUUCCCCCGACUGCUUCCCAAAACCAGCCCAGCCUGUCUCCGCCUCCUUAACCUGUUGUUCCUCUCACCCAUCCCUUCCUCCCACCUCAAGCCACACCUCCAUUUCCUACCUACCACCUCAUCCUGCCUCCUUGACCUGUCCAUCUUCCCUGGACUGAACUAUCCCCUCCCUACCUACUCACCUGUACUCUCCUCUCUACCUAUCUUGUUUUCUCUCCAUCUUCGGUCCGCAUCCCCCCCUCUCCCUAUUUAUUCCAGUUCCCUCUCCCAUCCCCGUCUCUGAUGAAGGGUCCAGGCCCGAAAUGUCAGCUUUUGUGCUCCUGAGAUGCUGCUUGGCCUGCUGUGUUCAUCCAGCUCCGCACUUUGUUAUCUUGGAUUCUCCAGCAUCUGCAGUUCCCAUUAUCAGUGGCAUUUUCCUCUUCAUCAAAGUUUGUGCAAAAGCAACACGAUAUGGGGCGACACGGUGGCUCAGCGGUUAGCACUGCAGCCUCACAGCACUGGGGACCCAGGUUCAAUUCCAGCCUCAGGCAACUGUCUGUGUGGAAUUUGCACCUUGUCCCUGUGUCUGCGUGGGUUUCCUCCAGGUGUUUCAGUCUCGUCCCACUGUCCAAAGAUGUGCACGCUAGGUGGAUUGGCCAUGCUAAAUUGCCCAUAGUGUUCAGGGGCGUGGGUCUGGAUGGGAUGCUCCAAGGUUUGGUGUGCACUUGUGGGGCCAAAGGGCCUGUUUCCACACUGUAGGGAAUCUAAACAAUCCUGUUCCGACACCUCCAUGUUAUAACCCUGCUGAUCACUGCACACAGAGAUGUUUGAUAACAAAAGGAUAACAAUAAUAUUCAAACCCAGUGCUGGAAAUGUAAUUUAAAUGAGUAUUUGAAAUACAGAGGCCAGUGUCGAUCUUCAAUUCAACUUUUAUUUACAAAUGAUCUGUCUUCAACUUUAGCACUGCCUCAUUCAGAGAUAGUUGCCAGGGUGUCAGCGUCUCUGACCCUCACACUUCUUAUCUGUCAGCCAGGGCUCCCUGAUUUGGGCUGUUCAUAUGGAGCAAUCAGUCAACUCUCAUUCUGAGAGGUUCAACUGGCCGACCUGGUCACAAACCAGUGCGGUGUGUUCAUCGAAAAUCAAACAUGUACUAGAAAGGUACCAUUACAUACUAGUGUAAAGGAAGGCAUGACGCUAAACUGGGGAGAGAAGGGAACUGCUAAUUGGGGGUGGCCCAGAGAGUAGAAGAAAAUCGAAUGGGAAGAUGACCAUUUGAGACUGAGGGAGAGAGAUGUAAUUGCCUGAAUGAGGCAUUGCAAUUGCGAAAUGGAUUUUUGUGUGUACACCAUGUUCAGUUUCCCCGAUCUGUGCUCCUCUUUGAAUCAUUAGUAUCUGAAAUUUCUGUAUCAUUUCCAAAUGCUCUGUCUCUAAUGUUAUGCUGUUGGAAUUGGUUGAACUGCAGAGAUAUCAUUUAUUUGCACAAAUGUGUUCAGUGAAAUGAGUUGCAUGCUAUAUAUGUAUUAUUCUUCCUGAUUCUAUUGUACGCAUACAAAUUAAAGUUAGUUCCACUUUUGAAGAACAAA